Messenger RNA from Cydia fagiglandana, 4798 nucleotides. RefSeq names its product low-density lipoprotein receptor-related protein 6 (gene arr). The coding region runs from base 220 to 4734 and encodes 1504 amino acids. The record is from RefSeq and is a predicted model, not a curated record. The transcript has 24 exons. Gene Ontology annotation, molecular function: Wnt-protein binding; Wnt receptor activity. Gene Ontology annotation, biological process: canonical Wnt signaling pathway. NCBI's taxonomy places the organism in Eukaryota, Metazoa, Arthropoda, Insecta, Lepidoptera, Tortricidae.
UCGCUUGCAAGCGGUACAACCAUCUCUCGCCCUCGUUGUUGAUCUCAAAAUAUAGUUAUGUUGUUUUUAGAAAUUGCCUAAAAUAGCUAACCUAACGUAAUGUUACCUGUGCGAUAAGACUAAAUUAAGUUUAUUGUCAUUUAGUGCCUUAAUGUGUCGGUGCAUUGAACAUUAAAAUAAACAUAUGAACCAUUCAAGUGCUAUUCAUUUGUUUUCAUUAUGACGAAACGCCGAAGAAUUCUUUACGCCGACAAAAUUAUACAUAAUGUUGUUAACAUAUUCUGUUUGUUAAUGUUUUUACAACUAAAAGGUUUUUAUACAGUGGCGAGUAACCCAGUGCUCUUAUAUUCUACGGGAACAGAUAUCAGAGUAGCGAACAUAUCAAAGCCCGGCAAAGUCAACACUAUUAUCAGGGGCUUAGUCCAGGGCUCUGCGGUUGACUUUUUGUAUAAAAGAAACCUUAUAUGCUGGUCAGACCAAACUGAUGAACUGAUACAGUGUAUGAAUUACAAUGGGACCCAUUCGGGUGAAAAGAUGGGGAUAGUCUCAGAAGGCCUCAUCACGCCCACUGGAAUUGCUAUAGACUGGUACACAGAUAAAAUUUAUUGGACAGACGGAGACACAAACCGUUUAGAGGUGAUAAGCAUAGAUCAGACGUACAGGAAAGUUUUAUUUUGGUCUGAAGUGGACCUGGCUAGAGCCAUAGCUGUUGUUCCUAAGGAAGGGUUACUGUUUUGGACAGAUUGGGGCGAAGUACCCAAAAUUGAGAGAGCCGGCAUGAAUGGUGACCCAGCCACACGCAAAGUCAUAGUCAAAGAAAAUAUUUUUUGGCCCAAUGGCAUUACCAUAGAUUAUAACAAUAAUUUAAUUUACUGGGUAGACGCAAAACUAAUGUUUGUAGAUGUAAUGGAUUUUAAUGGAGAAAAGAGAAAGAGGAUUAUAAAAGGGGGACUUGAGUACCCUUAUGCUUUGACGUUUUUUAAUGACAAACUCUAUUGGACAGACUGGAAAACAUGGAAAAUCUACACAUGGGACAUGUCAACAAAUGGUCCCAUGAAGGAACUGAUCAAGUCGGAACCAGUGCCAGUAGAUAUCAGGGUGUACGACGGCAGCAGACAACUGCCGCCGCCAGAGGACCACCCGUGUAGAGUUAAUAAUGGCGGAUGCUCACACUUGUGCCUCUUGGCUCCUACACCUCCUGGCUACACCUGCUCCUGCCCAACGGGUGUGAAGCUGCGCGAUGGAAGCAACACCACCUGCUUCGACUCUCCGCAAAGCUUACUCCUCGUGGCGCAGCGCUCCGCCAUCUCCAAGAUAUCUCUAGACUCCCCUGACUUUACCCCCACCACGCUUCCCCUCAAAGACCUCAAGAGGGCCAUGUCUAUUGAUUUUGAUCCUAAAACUGAGUACAUCUACUGGUCGGAUAGCAUGGCCAAGACCAUAUCAAGGGCCCGUUUAGAUGGCAGUGACCAGUCAGUGGUGAUCCACAGCAACGGAGUGCCAGACAGCAUUGCCAUCGAGCCACUGGCACGGAACAUUUACUGGACCGACCCCGUCACAGACACCAUCAGUGUUGCCAGACUUGACGGAAGUGUGAGAAAGGUUAUUAUUUACGAGGACUUGUACGAGCCGCGAGCCAUAGCGGUCCACCCGACGGCCGGGUGGAUGUUCUGGUCGGACUGGUACGAGAAGCGGCCCAAGAUCGAGCGCGCGAGCCUCGACGGCAGUGGCCGCGUGCUGCUGGUGUCCGAGAAACUCAUGUGGCCCAACGGUAUCGCCUUGGAUACCGUCAACAACAAGCUUUACUGGGGCGACGCGAGGACGCAUAAGAUUGAGGUGUGUAACAUGGAUGGGACGAACAGAAACGAGUUGCACAACAGUGACAUCCUGCACAUAUUCGGUCUGACUUUGCUCGACCAACACCUUUACUGGUCCGAUAUGCAGCGGCGGACUUUGGACAGGAUUGAUAAAGACACCGGUCUAAAAAGGCAAGCGGUAGUGGACCAGAUGGCGAACAUGAUGGGCGUGAAGGCGUUCCGGCUGGGCGCGGCGCCGGCGGGGCACAGCGCGUGCGCGGGCGGGAACGGCGGCUGCAGCCACCUGUGCUUCGCGCGCCCGCCGCCGCCGCCCGGCGGCUACGUGUGCCGCUGCCCGCUCGGCUUAGAACUAAAAAGUGAUAAGAAAACUUGCGCAGAGCCGGAAGCUUUCCUGAUAUACAGUCGCAAAAACUUUAUAGGACUUCUUAGCAUUGAAUAUGACAACGUCGACAACCAUGCCAUAUUGCCUGUAAGGGAUAUGAAAGAAGUCAGUGCUUUGGCAGUCCAUAUUUCCGGCUCGAAGAUCUAUUGGUCGGACAGCAAAGCUAAGACCAUCAACCGUUGCUCUAUUAGCGGUGCACACAUGGAAAAGAUCGUGGAAUGGAUGGGUUUGGUUGAAGGUUUGACGAUAGAUUGGUCAGGACAGAACAUCUACUGGACAGAUAGCACCACACAACGCAUCGAAGUGGCGCGUUUAGAUGGCUCCAGCCGUCGCACGCUUAUCUGGCAAGGCCUUAAAAAACCGAAGAGUAUCACAUUGGAUCCUAAAAAAGGAUACAUGUACUGGUCCGAACUUGGAUCAAAAACAAUCAAGCGCGCUGCCAUGGACGGAUCGUCGGCCACCGUCCUCAUCGACCAAGUGGGGAAAGUUCACGCUCUGGCCAUAGACUACGACAAGCGCACUUUGUACUGGGCCGCCCUGGAGCCCCCGACCAUAGAGUACGCGUUUCUGAACGGAACCGGCCGGAGGGUGCUGGCGGAUGAUAUAACUAUGCCGUACGCGUUGACCCUGUUUGGUGAUAGGGUGUUUUGGGGCGAUUGGAACACAGGAGUAAUCCAAGCAGCCAAGAAAACCGACGGCUCAAACCGCAAGUCCAUCCACACGACCCCUCCGCUCGACUACAUCUCGGACCUGAAGGUGUACCACCGGCGACCGCAGCCCGGCACACAGUGCGGCGUGGACAACGGCGGCUGCUCCCAUCUCUGUCUGCCGCUGCCGGCAGAAACGAGAGAGGACUAUCGGUGCGCCUGCCCCACGCAUUACAAACUGAAUAAGGAUAAUCAGACGUGUUCGGAACCCGAAGAAUUUCUGUUGUUCGCUCAAAAGAACGCGGUUGGGCGCAUAAUGAUAGUGAAUGGCGAAUGUAACGACGCCUUCAUCCCAGUGACUGGACUGAAGAAUAUCAAGGCGAUCGAGUACGAUCAUGACAACAAAAUGCUAUAUUGGAUGGAUGAAGACUCCCACUCGAUCCGCCGCGUCCCAAUGUCGUACUCCACCACCUCGGCCAUCGCGGACUCGACGACCGUCGUCAGCGACCUGUCGCGACCCUUCCACAUGGUGCUCGACGUGCUGGGCAGGGCGCUGUACUGGACCUGCCUCGACACUGACUCCAUAAACGCCACCUCCAUAGAGAACAACUCUUCGGCUGGCGUCAUACUGAAGGGGAAGAAUAUGAUGCCGAGACAUUUGGCGUUUCAUCAGACAAAAAGGAUGCUAAUAUGGAACGACCUGGGCCUGGGCGCCAUAAUGGUGGCGCGCGCGGACGGCACGGGGCGCGCGGAGCUGGCGCGCGCCGCCAACGCCACGGCGCUGGCCGUCGACCAGGCCGCCGGCGUCGUCUACUGGGCCGUCAACAAGCAGAUACACGCCGUGGACCUCGACUCCAACAACAAACGUAUAAUAUGGCAAGGCGGGUGGGCGGGCUCGCUGUCCGUGUACGCGGGCGCGCUGUACCUGUCGGGCGGCGAGCGCGCGCUCAUGCGCGUGCCGCUGCACCGCCGCGACCUGCCCGCCUCGCCCGUGCCGCACCUGUCGCGCCUGCCCUGCACGCUCGCUGUCACCAAGCCGGCUCGCUCGCACCCGUGCUACGGCGGGCGCUCUUGCGGCGGCGCGGUGGGCGCGUGCGGCGCGGACGGGCGCUGCGGCUGCGGCCUCGCCUGCCGCGCCUGCGCGCCCGGGCACUUCGCCUGCGGCGCCGGGCCCGACCCGCAGGCGCCCGUCUGCGUGCCCGACGAGUGGAGAUGUGACGGGCAGGCGGACUGCCCUGAUGGAUCGGACGAGGCGGGCUGCGGCUGCGCGGCGGGGCUGCGCUGCGCAGACGGCUCGUGCGCCGAGUCGCUCGGCGACUGCGCCACCGGCGCCUACUGCGCGCCGCCCGACCCGCCGCUGCCGGACGCCUUCAGAUGCGACUCGCGGCUGUGCCUGGGCGCGCGCCUGCUGUGCGACGGGCGCGCGCACUGCGCGGACGGCGCCGACGAGGCGCCUGCGCACUGCGACCCGCGCCCAACGCCGGGCGCGCGGUCGUCGAACGCGUUGUUGGUGUGCGGCGGCAUCGCGGGCGCGGCGGGCGGGCUGGCGGCGGCGUGGGCGGCGCUGCGGCGCUGGCGGCGGCGCCGCGCCACGCCGCCGCCGCGCGUGCUCGUGCCGCUCAAGCACGCCGACGUGCGCGCCAGACCCGUCGGAGCCAGCGCCACCAUCUCAUCGGACAGCCUCUGCCGGUACCCGCGGCCGACGGCCAACCCGCCGCCGUCGCCGGCCACGGCGUCGGGCCUGAGCGCGCCGACGCGGCGGCGGGCGUACCGCCACUACCGCGCCAUGAACCGCCCGCCGCCGCCCACGCCCGCCUCCACCGACGCCGCCGAGUCCGAGCCCGAGCACCGCGCGCCGCCGCCCUCGCCCGACCCCACCCAGUACUGAUCUCAUCGCGACACCUGGCCGAGCGAGCGAGACCCACUGAUGCGAAAAGACCAAGGAUCACCAG